Molecule: messenger RNA, 690 nt
Organism: Lolium rigidum
Lineage: Eukaryota; Viridiplantae; Streptophyta; Magnoliopsida; Poales; Poaceae
Exons: 1
Coding region: 1-654 (217 amino acids)
Source: RefSeq, a predicted model, not a curated record
AUGGUGGCACCGGAGUGCUGGUGCUGGCCGCUGCCGGCGUGGCUCGGCUCCGGCGCGACGUGGUUCGUCCUCCUGAACGUCGUUGUGGGCGCCAUCUUCGUCCUUUCCUCGCGGGCGCAGCCGCAGUCGCCGUCGCCCCGACGCGGUGGUGGGAGCGGGAUCACGCGCAGGGCAUCCUCGGUGCUGCUGCAGCGGCUCCGGUCCUUCUCCACCUUCUCCUACUCGUACCCGGGCUUCGGCACGGCGGCGCCGGACUCGCCCUGCUCGCCCGCCACCUCCCGUGGAACAGAGGAGGCCGGGACGACGACGCCCAGAAGGUCGCCUUUGACGCCACGUGCAGCCGCACCAAAGGCCACGGCGGAGCCAACUACACCGGCGGCGAAACAGGAAGAGGACGAGGAGGAAGCGAACUCCAUGAGCAUGGACGACGUGUACGCGCUGGUCCUGGCGGGACGGCAGCGGCCGCCGACGACGCCGACGGAGGAGGAAGCGGCCGGGUCGGAGGUGGACGCCAAGGCGGAGGAGUUCAUCCGGGGGUUCAAGGAGGACCUCAGGCAGCAGCGCCUCGACUCCAUCUUCAACUACACCCAGAUGCUCAAGAACCGUGCCGCCGGCCGCCGGCAGCCUGUACCAGCGGCAGGCACCAAUCAUUGAUCACAUCGUCGUCCCAUCCUCACGUGAUCGCUGAAG